AUGGCUCUGCACGAUAUCACAUCUAAACACACCUGUAAAGUAAUUAAGACUACAAGUCUAGACAUAGAAGAAAAAAGCGAUAUCUUAAAUUCGAAUGAAGUUCACAGUGAAUUGGUUAUUCAAUCAAAUGAAAACGCCGAUGUAUCAGAAUACCGAUUAGUAUCAUCCUCAUUAGCGGACGAAAAGCAGACAAUUACGAAUGUUAUAUCAUUAACAGAACAUGGCGAUAUCGAAUUAUCUACCCAAACUCUGUCAACAUUAUCAUCGAACAAUGAUAUUAUUACAAGUGCCACUACCUAUAGUAGCUUCCAACUGCAAAUAGGCGAUGUAAAUACCCAAUCAUCCAAUGAUAUACCAUCUUUAUUACAAGAUGUAAAGGCAUCGUCAGUAAUAUCGUUAGAGAUAGAUAGUCGAAUUAUAACAGAAAUAAUUACAGUAAAUCAACAAGUUAGUACAUUUGCAACGUCGAAAAAUCACUUAAAAUCAUCAUCAUUGGAAAACACUCUAAUAAGUACGACUGCAACGUUAACAGACUAUGAUACUAUUGAAAAAUCUAGCGAUAUUCUGUCGACGCUAUCGCCGAACAUUAUUACAAGCUCGCCUAUCUACGAUAGUCUCCAGUCGCAAACAAGCUAUGUAUCUGCUUACUCAGUCGAUACUAGUGUUAGUCGUAUAAUAUCUUUAUUACAAGAUAUACUUACGUCGACAAUAACGUUAACAGAGAUAGAAAGUCAAAGUGCGACGUCGUUAGUUAUAUCAAGUCAACAAGUAAGUACUCUUAUAACGUCGAAAGAUCUCUUAGAGUCAUCAUUACUAGAGAAUAGACAAGAAACUACAUCUAUGUUAUCGUCGACAGCUUACGACGACGAAGAAGAUAAUACGGAAACGUCUAACGAUAUUCUAUCGACGCUAUCGUCGAACAUUAUUACAAGCUCGCCUAUCUACGAUAGUCUCCAGUCGCAAACAAGCUAUGUAUCUGCUUACUCAGUCGAUACUAGUGUUAGUCGUAUAAUAUCUUUAUUACAAGAUAUACUUACGUCGACAAUAACGUUAACAGAGAUAGAAAGUCAAAGUGCGACGUCGUUAGUUAUAUCAAGUCAACAAGUAAGUACUCUUAUAACGUCGAAAGAUCUCUUAGAGUCAUCAUUACUAGAGAAUAGACAAGAAACUACAUCUAUGUUAUCGUCGACAGCUUACGACGACGAAGAAGAUAAUACUGAAACAUCUAACGAUAUUCUAUCGACGCUAUCGUCGAACAUUAUUACAAGCUCGCCUAUCUACGAUAGUCUCCAGUCGCAAACAAGCUAUGUAUCUGCUUACUCAGUCGAUACUAGUGUUAGUCGUAUAAUAUCUUUAUUACAAGAUAUACUUACGUCGACAAUAACGUUAACAGAGAUAGAAAGUCAAAGUGCGACGUCGUUAGUUAUAUCAAGUCAACAAGUAAGUACUCUUAUAACGUCGAAAGAUCUCUUAGAGUCAUCAUUACUAGAGAAUAGACAAGAAACUAUAUCUAUGUUAUCGUCGACAGCUUACGACGACGAAGAAGAUAAUACUGAAACAUUUAACGAUAUUCUAUCGACGCUAUCGCCGAACAUUAUUACAAGCUCACCUAUCUACGAUAGUCUCCAAUCGCAAAUAAGCUAUGUAUCUGCUUACUCAGUCGAUACUAGUGUUAGUCGUAUAAUAACGUUAACAGAGAUAGAAAGUCAAAGUGCGACGUCGUUAGCUAUAUCAAGUCAACAAGUAAGCACUCUUAUAACGUCGAAAGAUCUCUUGGAGUCAUCAUUACUAGAGAAUAGACAAGAAACUACAUCUAUGUUAUCGUCGACAGCUUACGACGACGAAGAAGAUAAUACUGAAACAUUUAACGAUAUUCUAUCGACGCUAUCGUCGAACAUUAUUACAAGCUCGCCUAUCUACGAUAGUCUCCAGUCGCAAACAAGCUAUGUAUCUGCUUACUCAGUCGAUACUAGUGUUAGUCGUAUAAUAUCUUUAUUACAAGAUAUACUUACGUCGACAAUAACGUUAACAGAGAUAGAAAAUCAAAGUGCGACGUCGUUAGUUAUAUCAAGUCAACAAGUAAGUACUCUUAUAACGUCGAAAGAUCUCUUAGAGUCAUCAUUACUAGAGAAUAGACAAGAAACUACAUCUAUGUUAUCGUCGACAGCUUACGACGACGAAGAAGAUAAUACUGAAACAUCUAACGAUAUUCUAUCGACGCUAUCGCCGAACAUUAUUACAAGCUCGCCUAUCUACGAUAGUCUCCAGUCGCAAACAAGCUAUGUAUCUGCUUACUCAGUCGAUACUAGUGUUAGUCGUAUAAUCUCUUUAUUACAAGAUAUACUUACGUCGACAAUAACGUUAACAGAGAUAGAAAAUCAAAGUGCGACGUCGUUAGUUAUAUCAAGUCAACAAGUAAGUACUCUUAUAACGUCGAAAGAUCUCUUAGAGUCAUCAUUACUAGAGAAUAGACAAGAAACUACAUCUAUGUUAUCGUCGACAGCUUACGACGACGAAGAAGAUAAUACUGAAACAUUUAACGAUAUUCUAUCGACGCUAUCGCCGAACAUUAUUACAAGCUCGCCUAUCUACGAUAGUCUCCAGUCGCAAACAAGCUAUGUAUCUGCUUACUCAGUCGAUACUAGUGUUAGUCGUAUAAUCUCUUUAUUACAAGAUAUACUUACGUCGACAAUAACGUUAACAGAGAUAGAAAAUCAAAGUGCGACGUCGUUAGUUAUAUCAAGUCAACAACUUAGUACGCUUGUGACAUCGGAAGAUCAAUCAGUAUUAUCAUUUCAAGAAAGACCAUACUCAUCAGAGAUUACUGGAUUUUCCGAAAAAACUCUACCUCCAUCGUUAUCAACGAUCAAUAUUAUUGAAAGCUCUAUUGUUUUCAAAGAUUUUCAAGUUAAAAGUGCUACAGACUUGGUAUCCUUUCAUUCAAAUAUCAUCUCUUCUGAAGGAUCCAUUACCGUUAUUUCCACAAGUAUUGAGACAAGUUAUCCUUCUACUACCUAUGUGGUACAUCCAAUACUAUUGGAAUCAACAACUAUUGCACCGUCGACUACUUCAGAAGUAACCUCCUCAAGGCUACCUGAUAUCUACGAUUGUUCGAUAAAUACCAAUUUAUGCCAUUCUAAAGCAGACUGUAUUAAUACUUCUGGAUUAUACAAUUGCUUAUGCCGUUCGGGAUUUACAGGAAAUGGAACUUAUUGCGCAGAUAUAGACGAAUGUGCAAAAAACCAACAUGAAUGUCCUAAUAGAUCUGUAUGCAUUAAUAACAUUGGAUCUUACCAAUGCCAAUGCAUGAGCGGAUUUUCGGGUAACGGCACGCUUUGCGAAGAUAUAGAUGAAUGCACAAUGAACCAAUAUCGAUGUCAUAAUAAAUCUAUGUGUAUUAAUAUCAUUGGAUCUUAUCAAUGCCAAUGCAUAAAGGGAUUUUCGGGCAACGGCACAUUUUGUGAAGAUAUAAAUGAAUGCGUGAUAAAUGAAGAUAGAUGUCAUAAUAGAUCUAUAUGUAUAAAUAACAUUGGAUCUUAUCAGUGUCAAUGCAUAAACGGAUUUUCGGGUAACGGCACAUUUUGUGACGAUAAAGAUGAAUGUGCAUUAAACCAACAUGGGUGUCAUAAUAGAUCUAUAUGUAUUAAUACCAUUGGAUCUUACCAAUGCCAAUGUAUGAAUGGAUUUUCGGGUAACGGCACGCUUUGUGAAGAUAUAGAUGAAUGCGCAAUAAACCAACAUGAAUGCCAUAAUAGAUCUAUAUGUAUAAAUAACAUUGGAUCUUAUCAAUGCCAAUGCAUAAACGGAUUUUCGGAUAACGGCACGUUUUGUGAAGACAUAGACGAAUGUGCAUUAAACCAACAUGGAUGUCAUAAUAAAUCUAUAUGUAUAAAUAACAUUGGAUCUUAUCAAUGUCAAUGCAUAAACGGAUUUUCGGGUAAUGGCACAUUUUGUGAAGAUAUAGACGAAUGUCUGGCUAAUGAACAUAGAUGUCAUAAUAGAUCUAUAUGUAUUAAUAACAUUGGAUCCUAUCAAUGCCAGUGCAUAAACGGAUUUUCGGGUAACGGCACGCUUUGUGAAGAUAUAGACGAAUGUGUAACAAAUGCACAUGGAUGUCAUAAUAGAUCUAUAUGUAUAAAUAACAUUGGAUCUUAUCAAUGCCAAUGCAUAAGAGGAUUUUCGGGUAACGGCACGCUUUGUAAAGAUAUAGAUGAAUGUGUGGCAAUUGAACAUGGAUGUCAUAAUAAAUCUGUAUGUAUAAAUAACGUUGGAUCUUACCAAUGCCGAUGCAUAAAUGGAUUUUUGGGUAACGGUACGCUUUGUGAAGAUAUAGACGAAUGUGUGACAAAUCAGCAUAAAUGUCAUAAUAGAUCUAUAUGUAUAAAUAACAUUGGAUCUUACCAGUGCCAAUGCAUAAAUGGAUUUUCGGGUAGCGGCACCCUUUGCGAAGAUAUUGAUGAAUGUUUAGCAAACCAACAUAAUUGUCAUAGCCAGGCGAACUGUAUCAAUGGAAUUGGCUCUUAUGAGUGUUUUUGUAGGGUCGGAUAUACAGGAAAUGGUACAAUUUGUGAAGACGUCAAUGAAUGCAAAAAUGGCAAUCGUUGCCACCCCAAUAGUACCUGUCAUAAUAAUAUUGGCUCAUUUAAUUGUUUAUGUCUAACCGGUUUUAGUGGCAAUGGCACACAUUGUACAGAUGUUGAUGAAUGUGCAACAAAUCAGCACCAAUGUCAUCAACAAGCUAUUUGUAGCAAUAUUCUUGGUUCAUAUGAAUGUAAUUGUCGCUCUGGUUAUAUCGGUAGUGGCACAAGCUGUUCAGAUAUCAAUGAAUGCAAUGGCUUACAUAAUUGCAGCAGUUUGGCAACCUGUUACAAUACCGCUGGCUCUUAUUAUUGUACCUGUAAUUAUGGCUUGCAAGGUAACGGAAUCUAUUGUUUUCGGGAAGGAACUAGACUAUAUCCAUACGGGUUGCAAUUUGGUGAUCGCUCAUUCGGUCGCACUGAUCAGGGAUCGCUUUAUUUAUACUUAUCAGAACCAAUUUAUUUUGUCCAGACAUCGUAUCGAGGAAUUUAUAUAUCUGCCGAUGGUCUCGUUUCGUUGGGAUUUCCGUAUCUUGGUUUUAGACCUAGAAGAUUUCCAAGACCAUUUAACCGAGCUAUAAUUGCGCCUUAUUUUGCUGAUUGUGAUCUUCGAAGUCAAAGUUUAUCUAGUGUUUAUUAUCAGCAGUAUUUUAGCUAUCAAAAUACUCCAAUAGCUAAAGAAAUUAUUAAAAAUGCCACGAAUGAUGUCCAACAAUUUCAACAGAUUGCAGCACAGAAUCCCAAUAAUGCUAUUUAUGGUGUAUUUCGUGAGGUAGUAAGUAACUUUUCAGCAACUCAUGUAAUUGUUAUCACUUGGUAUAAAGUAGUUCCUUACCCUUUCUGGUAUUAUUGGCGUUAUCCUCCUCGUAAGUAUAAUACAUUCCAAUUAGUAUUGAUAUCAAACGGAGAAAAUCUUUUCGGCUUGUUUAACUAUGAAGUCAAUGGUUUUAACUGGUGGAAAAGAACCCCAUGGAUAAGAGCACGUGUCGGCUAUUCUUAUGGUGUAGCACCUUUUUAUUACGAAAUACCUUGGUCGCAAAGAAGAGAUCAAAACCUUCUCAGAAUUGAUCAAUAUCGAGGCAAUACUGGAGAAAUUGGUAAAUGGGCAUUCCGAUUAGAUGAUCCCGAUAUUAAACAUGUUAAUUACGCUAGACGCUGUACUCGCUGGUAUUAUGCUCAAGCCUAUUCUGUUUAUUAUCGACGAACAUUGCCAGCCUGUCCAUGUCGAGCAGCACAAGCAAUUCUAGAUCCUAGAUUUAUUUAUAACCGAAGAACCGGUUGUGCUAUAUCUCGAUUUUCCUUUCCAGGUUGGGGAUGGUGGUGGUUUUGGCCAAGGACAUACUUCUACUUAUGGUCGAGACCGCCAAGGGUCCAACAACGUUGCUGUUAUUCUACUAAUAGAAAUACGGCAGGAGCAUUAAUACGUUCUUAUCCAGGCGGUAGCUCGUUCACUUAUGUAACUCGUUCACUUCGGCAAAACGAUGAAGAAGCUUAUAGUGCGUGUUGUAAAUUGUCGCGAUUAUGUUAUUUAUAUCGAAUUAGAAGGCCAAUCGACACAUGCCGAUUUUACAGGCCACCUCGUUGGUCAUGGAUGUGGGGUGAUCCACACGUUGAAACAUUAGAUGGGAAAAAAUACAGUUUCAAUGGAGUUGGAGAAUACACCCUAAUACGGUCGGAAAAUAAUUAUUUUACUUUUCAAGGACGUACAAAAAGACCUUUCAUUGCUAAUACUACCAAAUUAGCUAAAGCAACUAUUUACACAUCUUUUGCAAUGUCGAAAAAUGAUUCAGAUACUGUUGAAGUCAAACUUAAUGAAAACAGCAAUACGAUCGCGAUCAUUAUUAAUAAAAAUUCUACCUACAAUGAUAGUCAUUUAAUGAAUGGAACAGUGCUAUCAUUUAACAAUAUAGAGAUAUCGAAAUCAAGCACAACUUACAUUAUUUCGUUUACAUCGGGCAUAUCUGCAGAAAUUCAGGCAGUAACAGAAACCUUGGUUGCAUCGAUCGUAACAUCAUCAUCAUUAUUAGGUAUUACUAAAGGUCUACUAGGUACCUAUAAUGGCAAUGUAACGGACGAUUUCUUGCGCCCCGAUGGAACUUAUCUGAGUAUCAACGCAACAGAUGAAGAAAUUUAUCAUCAGUUUGGUCAAUUGUGGCAAAUCGACGGAAACGCGUCGUUAUUUACUUAUCCUCCUGGUAGGGGACCCGGUUACUACAGUGAUCCGUCUUUUGUACCAAAUUUCUCCAAGGAUAUCAAUUCCUUAUUUGAAAAUAAUACUCAACUCAGAGAUGAAGCUGUCAAAUCUUGUAACGGAGAUGCUGCUUGUCUAUUUGAUGCGGCAGAAACUUUAAGUUUAGCUGUCGCUGUUGGGAGUAAGAACGUUUCAGAAAGUAUCGCGACUGCACAGAAAGAUAUAAAUAUAUUUCCGCCAACAAUAACUGGUGAAAGCAUCUUUAAUGUAACUUUUGGCCAAGUUUUUACUACAGUAUUAAAUAUUUCUGAUGGAAAUAGCAAUAAGAUGUUGGAAUUAAAUGCUGCAAAUUUACCUCCUGGUGCAUCAAUUGAUAAUGAAACUUUUGUAUUUACCUGGAAUGUUACCACUUACAAGAAUAUUUCCUUUGAAUUUACCGUCAUUAACUCGCACAAUUUAUCUGCUAUAUUCAAACCAGCUAUCUUCAUGUGUUAUUGUGCUAAUAAUGGAACCUGCCAAUACGAUUCCGAAUCAAUAACUAUAAAUGAUACUGGAUAUGCUGUCUGCCAAUGUGCUUCAGGAUGGGUCGGUUCGUUUUGUACUCAAGAUUUAGAUGAGUGUGCUGGCAAUCCUUGUUAUGAGAAUGUUACUUGUACGCCAAUGCAAGCACCAGCUACUGGUUAUACAUGUGGACUAUGUCCCGGUGGGCUGCAAGGCGACGGAGUUAAGUGUUAUGAUGUUAACGAAUGUGAAACAGGUGCAAGUUUAUGUAACCAAACCUGCGUUAAUACCGUUGGAUGCUAUUCAUGUCUUUGCAAUGCAGGAUUUGAACUUGAUGCAAACAAAUUUGAUUGCAAAGCUAUUAUAUCAUGUAGCUCCAUUUCAAAUAACUGUUCACAAACAUGUGCAGUGAUUAACAAUAAAAUAGCUUGCAGCUGCAACGAAGGAUUUAAUUUAGCUACUGAUCAAGCUACCUGUCAAGAUCAAGAUGAAUGCACUAGCAAUCCUACUAUCUGUGCUCAUAAUUGCACAAAUACGGUAGGAAGUUAUAAAUGUAGCUGUAGAAAUGGAUAUCAACUUCGUGCUGAUGGAAGGACUUGCCAAGACAUUGAUGAAUGUACUAAUAUAACGACUUGUCCCCUCAACACCAUUUGCACUAAUACUCCUGGUUCAUAUGAGUGCCAGUGCGUUGAUGGCUUUCAGUUUAUUGGAACAGAAUGCGAAGACAUAGAUGAAUGUAGCCGUCCGGAGCUUAAUGCAUGCAACCGCUAUGCAUCUUGUGUAAACUUUGCUGGUAGUUACAACUGUCUAUGUAAAAGCGGUUUUGAUGGAAAUGGAAUUGUUUGUACUGACAUCAAUGAAUGCAAUAACAUUAACAACUGCUCAAGCAAUGCUCAGUGCCAGAACGAUAUUGGUAGCUAUCGCUGUAUUUGCAGAAAUGGAUUUACUGGCAAUGGAUUUACUUGCACAGAUAUCAACGAAUGCGACAACUUAUCAAGCUGUAGGAGAGAGGAGAUCUGCUAUAAUACUCUUAGUAGUUAUUAUUGUGCAUGCAAGAAAGGAUUUUAUUUGGAUUCCAAUACGAAUAGUACAACGCAUUGUAAAGCUGGCCUAUACUAUGUUGGAGAAAUUAAACUUAAUGGUAGAUUUACCUCUGAUUUAAGCAAUAAGGGUAGUCAGGCUUAUUUAUUAUUAACCACUGAAACCGUUAAUAAGCUAAAUGCAGCAUUAUUAGCGGAUAUUAGAACUCAAUAUACAGUUCGGCAAUUGAUCAUUACCAACGUGAGGCCUGGAAGUAUAGUUAUCGAUUUUUCUAUAACGCUGCUACCAAAUGCUACAUCAGUAACGGCUCAAUUUCUGGAUAGUGUUACCAAUCGAAGUAUCAAACAAAUCGGCAACUAUCCGGUUGCGCUAAUUACUUUUCAAGAUUAUGACCAAUGCGCCGAUCCUCAAGCCAAUUCUUGUUCCAAAUUGCAAAAUUGUACGAAAAAACCAGGGACAUAUGGGUGCACUUGUAUUAAUGGCUAUCAACUAGACUUACAAAGCAACAAUUGCCAAGAUAUCGAUGAAUGCUUGGUUCCAUCUAGAUGUGCAAACAAUAGUAUUUGCAUAAAUGAACCAGGAGGAUUUCAGUGCCAGUGCUUAGACGGAUAUAGUGGUAAUGGCCUAACUGAAUGUAGAUCAUUAUGUUCAAGUAAUCUAUGUAAAAACGGUGGAACAUGUUUUUACUCUAAUGGCACCUCUCUUUGCAAUUGUUCAGCCGGAUUUGAUGGCCAAUAUUGCGAAAGCACAAGUGUACUCACUAUACCAACACUUGGAAUUGCUUUCGGUAUAGCUGGGGGAGUUUUGAUAUUGAUUUUAACUCUAAUCGGCGUAUUUGUCUUUUAUCAUCGCAAUAAAAAGGCAAGAAGUAAAGCAGAAUGUGGAAAAAAUAGUGGCAAUGCCUCAAUUGCUUCCAGUGCUUCGAGUAAUAGUGAUGUAGAUGAUCCAACCCAACAUCAUGGACAACACCAAUCACAAAGAAUUGAGAGUGUUAUAUCUUUAUUUUCUGAGAAGCGCUAUCGAAGUAGCUAUUAUCAAGGAAUUAGAUCAGACGAACAAAGUAGUACUGAUAGGACAAAAAGAAAAGUUCCCAAAGCAGAGAAUAUAGAUUUAGUAAAAAAUUCAAAGAAAAAAGGUGUAAAGGAGAAGCUACAACGAGUGAACAGAAACUAA
This is a messenger RNA of Trichoplax adhaerens, 9483 nucleotides long. RefSeq lists its product as uncharacterized. Gene Ontology annotation, molecular function: calcium ion binding. Gene Ontology annotation, biological process: cell-matrix adhesion. The coding region runs from base 1 to 9483 and encodes 3160 amino acids. Lineage: Eukaryota; Metazoa; Placozoa; Uniplacotomia; Trichoplacea; Trichoplacidae. The transcript has 52 exons. The record is from RefSeq and is a predicted model, not a curated record.